GAUGAAGAUGAAAGUGGAAAUGGGGCGGGGCGAUGUAGGGGGAGAAUCGCCCGGAUGUAAGCGAGAAGGGGCGGUGCAAUGUCGAGGCUGAGAGUUUGGUGUGGGAGAGGGACAUGGACCGAGGGCGCUCUUCCGACUAGCAGAGGCCAAGAGCGACUCGCAUAGCCAGAACUCUUGAAAUAAUAGAUGAGAUCAGGUCUUCGAUAGGCUAAAACAAAAACCCAUAUAAGCAACCCAUCUUUCACAUCUACUUCACGCACACACUAACACGGCAUUGAUGGUAAUGUAUACAAGGAAACAACCGAGACUCGGCGAUGGGUGCAACGACCGAAGAGACUCUCAGCCCUACCAGACUUUUAAAUUCUCGUCGAAGAGUCAGCCGGGUGGUGAUCACCGACAUGAGAAGAUGCGGGAGAGCAGCGAUGGCACUCCGCCGUGUAAGAUGCUGCGCAGAUCAGACAGUCCUGACAGCAAGCACACUGAGAGCAGUGCACACGGCAGAGCUAAAUCCACACACCUCCACCGGGCCAGAGACAGGGACGGAGGCACCAGUAUUUCCCCUCAAGAGAAUUCACACAACCACAGUUCUCUGCACAGCUCCAACUCUCACUCGAACCCCAACAAAUCGGACACAGCAUACGACCCUGCAGACGACUGGUCAGAGCACAUCAGUUCUUCAGGGAAGAAGUACUACUACAAUUGCAGAACAGAAGUGUCACAGUGGGAGAAGCCCAAAGAGUGGCUGGAGAGAGAACAGAGACAAAAGGAGGCAACUAAGAUGGCAACAGCAACAGCGGUGGUCAAUAGCUUCCCUAAAGACAGGGACUACAGACGUGAAGUGAUGCAGGCUGCUCCCACCAGCUUCACCCCUACCAAGUCUGUAGUUGCCACAGACAAGCCUUCCUCCCUAACCCCGUCCUCUUCCUCUGCUGCUGUAUCUGGGCUAAGUACAACCAAUCCCACUAGCUCCGCAUCAGGUUCUACAGUUUCCCCGGUGAUGCAGUCCCCUGUUACACCUACUAUCCUUCAAGACCCCUCCCUCUUACGCCAGCUUCUCCCAGCGCUACAGACGGCACUGCAGCUGAACAAUGCCAGUGUGGAUAUGGCCAAGAUCAACGAAGUUCUCACAGCUGCAGUUACACAGGCUUCACUGCAGUCGAUGCUCCACAAGAUCCUGACUGCUGGUCCGUCCGCAUUCAACAUCACGACACUUCUCUCUCAGGCUGCUCAGCUCUCUAGUCAAGCACAGCAGUCCAGUCAGUCUCCGAUGUCCCUGACGUCAGAUGCUUCAUCCCCGCGGUCAUACGUGUCCCCCAGGAUCAGCACGCCCCAAACUAACACCGCAUCCCUGAAACCCCCCCUGAGCACCACACCUGUGUCAUCUCAGACCAAGGUGAAUACUCUGGGGAUUAAGGCCAGUUCUCUUCCUCCGCCCUCAUCUCAGCAGCCCCUCCCUUCAGAUAAACACCAUGACAACAGCAACUCCCCACGGACACUGCAGCGGCAGAGCAGUAGUCAGAGAAGUCCCUCUCCUGGUCCCAACCAUGUUGGAAACAGUAACAACAGCAGCAGUAACAAUGGCAGUGGUGGUGGUCAGAGUACUGGCGUGGGGACCGGAGCAGGGCCAGCGGGUUCAGUACCAGCUGGAACAGCCACAGCCAGACAAUCCUGCUCCUUCACACCCUCGCUGGCGGCACACUUUAACGAGAACCUCAUCAAACAUGUGCAAGGCUGGCCUGCAGAGCAUGUCGAGAAACAGGCGUCACGGUUACGUGAAGAGGCUCACACCAUGGGCAGCAUUUACAUGUCUGAGAACUGUACAGAGCUGAAGAACCUGCGCUCACUAGUGCGCGUGUGUGAAAUCCAGGCCACACUGCGUGAACAGAGGAUACUCUUUUUGAGACAACAAAUUAAAGAACUUGAAAAGUUGAAGAAUCAGAAUUCCUUCAUGGUUUGAGAACUCUCGGUUUGUUUGGUGUGGGUUUUGAAUAGAAGGACAGCAGAGGUGUGAGGAUGAGUAGGAAUCCAUUUUAUGUGCACAGAACCCUCGAGAACCAACAUUCUGUUGUUCUGCUCUGGGUCCAGUCUUACACAAAAAGGAGCUUCGGUGAGCUGUGGACUAAAUGGCAAGGGAGGGGGAUAAUGGGUGGAAGCUAUGGGCCAGUUGAGGUGCAGAUGUUUUGGGACCUGCUCUUGCCAGGGGCCGUGUAUAUGUAGAUUUCUUGUAGAUGUUAUUUCCAUGUUGUAAAUAUGUUUUGUAGAUAUGAAGCCGUGGGAAGCCAUGCCUAUCAGAAAAGCUUUUGUCAUCCAAAUGGUUAAAAAAGAAAAAAAAAAAACGAUCCCAAUCAGCACCAAGUCCAGCUGAGGACAUUCAUCGUCUUCAGAUGUCCAUAUGUAAAAGUCUGACCACAGAUUUUUAAACUUGCUUAUGAAAAGAAAAGAAAAAAAAAAAACCUGAAAUCUGCUCAUCAGAAAAUCAUUUGGUGAGCCAUUGCCUUGAGCAUGUACUAUACGUGCAUGGGGUAGGGGGGAGGGUAGGUGGACGAUCCAGUGGGGGCAACUAGUGACAAUGACAACAGCGCGCGCACACACACAUCCAUGUUUUCUGACUGCACACACCUCCACCUAUUAAACCCUGUCUGGUUUGUUUCCGUCUCUCUCUGCAUAUGAGUAAUUGUAAUGUUGCUAAAUGGUUAAUGGACUUUCUUCCGUUGAUUGCUUUCUCUGGUUGCAACGUAAAAGUUUCACUCCCCCAGUCCAUGCCUUUUGAAGGGAUUAGAUCAUGUCUGUCCACAAUGGUUCAGUGGUCUCUGCCCCAAUGGCCCUAAUGUGCCCUCUGUCAACACCAGUGCCUGCUUGUAUGGAGGAGUGAAUCUGAGAAAGAUAGAGAUCAUUUUGCUCAUUGAAUGAUCAUUCCUGCUGCUCGAUCUAAAAUGCCCGCCUACCUGCCUCCCAAAUUGGCUUCCCCAGAGACUGGUGAAGUCUAGCUGACACCAACUUUUUUUUGUUGUUCUUGGGGUUCCAGACAUUUCGGCAAGUUUAUUUUUAUUUCUUUUCUUCUUAUUUUUUUUAAGUAAGUUUAUUGCAGCUUGCAUUAAACCAAGAGUUCAUUCCUUUGUACAGUCGAUAAUUAAUAAUGGAGUUUAAAAAGAGUUUUAUUAAAAGUUGCAGUGAUUACUAGUAUAUCAUAUGUUGUAUUCAUAAAUUAUUGUCACACAUUUUCCUUUGCACCCUGAUUGGACAGAGUGGCGCUAGUGCUACUGGAUAGUAGGAAAUGAAAUGUUGAAGGUCAUGGCCGUGGACUGGACAUUACCAACUCCGCCACAUCAGAAUCAGGGCAGGGUCACCUGGGGUCAGAAGGUCAAAUGUGAAAUGUAUGUAUUGUAAUAAACAUGCUAAAAAGUA
Ictalurus furcatus (blue catfish) is the source of this 3405-nucleotide messenger RNA. It is a transcript of the gene waca, whose product is annotated as WW domain containing adaptor with coiled-coil a. Gene Ontology annotation, molecular function: chromatin binding; RNA polymerase II complex binding. The transcript has 13 exons. Gene Ontology annotation, cellular component: nucleus. Bases 278 to 1957 code for a protein of 559 amino acids. The record is from RefSeq and is a predicted model, not a curated record. Lineage: Eukaryota; Metazoa; Chordata; Actinopteri; Siluriformes; Ictaluridae. Gene Ontology annotation, biological process: positive regulation of TORC1 signaling; regulation of autophagy.